This is a messenger RNA of Engraulis encrasicolus (European anchovy), 474 nucleotides long. It is a transcript of the gene cplx3a, whose product is annotated as complexin 3a. Gene Ontology annotation, cellular component: terminal bouton; SNARE complex. Gene Ontology annotation, biological process: regulation of neurotransmitter secretion; synaptic vesicle exocytosis; neurotransmitter transport. The record is from RefSeq and is a predicted model, not a curated record. The transcript has 3 exons. The coding region runs from base 1 to 474 and encodes 157 amino acids. NCBI's taxonomy places the organism in Eukaryota, Metazoa, Chordata, Actinopteri, Clupeiformes, Engraulidae. Gene Ontology annotation, molecular function: syntaxin binding.
AUGGCUUUCAUGGUGAAACACAUGAUAGGUGGGCAGCUGAAGGAUCUCAAAGGAACUGUUGCAGAGGCGAAGCCCGAAGGAGGAGCAGGAGGAGAAGCCGCGGCAGCAGGCAUGACCCAGGAGGAGUUUGAAGAGUACCAGCAACAACUGGCAGAGGAGAAGAUGGAGAGAGAUGCCAGUUUUGCACAGAAGAAGGCGGAGAGAGCCACCAUCAGAACACACUUCAGGGAGAAAUACAGACUGCCUAAGAGUGAGCUGGACGCCGAGCAGAUCAACCAGGCGGCUGACGACGUGGAGCUGCCGACCGAGCUGGCCAAGAUGAUCGCCGAGGACAACCAGGAGGAGGAGAGCAAGCAGUCGGUGCUGGGCCAGCUCAGCAGCCUGCAGAACAUGGACCUGGACCAGCUGAAGGACAAAGCCCAGGCCACCGUGGAGGACCUCAAGAAGACCGCCGACAAGUGCCAGCUCAUGUGA